Molecule: messenger RNA, 3198 nt
Organism: Synchiropus splendidus (mandarinfish)
Lineage: Eukaryota; Metazoa; Chordata; Actinopteri; Syngnathiformes; Callionymidae
Product: protein FAM104A
Exons: 3
Coding region: 1877-2230 (117 amino acids)
Source: RefSeq, a predicted model, not a curated record
UGGGCCCUUAAAUUUGUCAGCAGCUCUGUGUGUGGAGAGAAAACACAGGUUCCCUGGUGAUCAGCAACAGCUACAUCCCGGAACAGUGUGUACCUUAUAGCAGAGGGUUGCUAAAUUAGAAGGUGACUCCUCUCGAACAGCUCUUAUCUCGGCGGCUGGCACCAGAGCAAAAACAUCCUGGACUGUGGUGGUGGUGUCUGCCCAGAACUGGUCCCAGAAGGCGUCGUCGGUGGCUUCCACUGGCUGGGGAAGACAUCCAUUGCACGUUAGUCCUGAAUAUAUAGGGUUUUUGUUUUUCAUGCUGAAUAGAUCAUGUGCCUUCGGUGUGUUAUUGUCUUGCAUAAUUGCUCAGGUCUGUCUGAGGACUAUGUCAACACGGCCCUUUAUUCAAACAGAAGUGCUCAGCCACACCUGCCACACUGCGAUAUCUCCGAGCUGCCUCUGAUUUAUCAUUCUGUUCUGUAAACGACCCGCAAUUACUCGAUCGACUGACCGAUCAGUGGCGGAUCGGCUCAAUUCGACGUCUCUCUGAAAUGUCGAGGUUGCGACUGUGCUAUUCGCGCGUGAGAGCAGAUGGUGGAGAACGUCAGUUGAUACACAAACACCCUGCGGUGGUUAAACGCGUCGCCUGAUCUCCUCGGCGAUGCGUUCACGCACCGCUUCUUAGAAUAAACCGAUCGCGGAUGCGCGCCGCGAUAGCGAGGCCGAGUACCUGUGUUUUGGUCGUCAGCUGAAUCACCGCCUUCCUGAAGUUCAGCUUGGAAUCGCUGCUCCCCAUCGCGACUGUUCCCCUGCGCUCUGAUGCUUGUGCGAAUCCCCGUUAAUCCACUCCGUCCUCCGCUUGACUCAUAGAGGUGGGCGGGGUGGUCUUUUUUUUCCUUUUUUGAGGGGUUCGAAUGAACACACGGGACACCACGAAACAUCACAUUUUCAAUAUAAAUAUGCGCUGAGCGGGGUUAAAUUCAAUUGUGCCUGUCCUUAAAACUAUAAGCUUUAUUACAUGUCGGCCAUUCGACGUUGAAUUGCCAGUUUUGCAAUGGAUCUAUUGCCUUUUUUUAAUCACAUAUUGUAUUGUCAUGAGGGGGCUGUUUUUUUUGUUUGUUUGUUUCCUGGUGUACAUUUAUCCUAAAUAUUAUUUUAACACCCCCGCGACUACCACUGACAACGUACUUAAAUGCACCAUGUUAGUUGUGCGCAGCCGCAGGUGAAACCAUUCUGUUCCUUUACGUGACGCGUUAAAUUGUUUCUAUGCGAGUAAAUACAAAUGUAUGCCUGUGAAUCAUCUCCUGAGUCAACGACUAUUACAUCUAUAUGACCGUUUCCAACCGACUGAUCAUUUUAGGAAAUUCGUUUUACACCUCUUUUGUUGAAUGGUUUUGACGUGAGGGAAAAAAAACGAGCUUCACGCGAACGUACCGUUGCGUUUUCCGCGCAGCCGCAGAGCCAUGUAAACACAGCGGCUAAUGCUGGUUCUGGCCGACUGUGUUUUAGGUGGAAAGUGAAACUGUUCAUGAAUUUGAAUCAUAUUUGAUGUUAAAGCGCGUUGUGCUAAACUGGACUUCACUACGGUCACUACAUCAGCCAGCCGUCCAGGGGAACCAAAAGGAAAGCACAGCUAGUGAGCGCUUACAUUGUCAUAGCGUUAGCUCGUAGCUAAUGCUAAGUCUAGAAGCUGACGUUCUGCUCUGAAUAACCCAACUACUACAGUUUUUUUAUUCGUUUUUACGUCAACAUGGGAAACUUCAUCACAUAAUCUGCGGCUUGGGGGAUAUCUUCCGAGCGUAGGCCGUCGACUGGAGUGAGCGAGCUGGGUCCAGACUGUCUGGUCCGAAGACAAAAAGAGGCUCGUUGGAAUCGAUGCUCUCAGGGUUAUCACAUGUUGACUGACAACAGGAAGCGGCGGCGCUGUGGCAGUGAUAGUGAUGGCGGUCAACAGGCACCUCAGGCCAAACGGCAACAGAAGUCUCCUGAACCAGGACAAGACGCAUGCGACUCAAAGGUAUCUAACGGCGAGAGCUGCAGUGUGGGCAGUCCAGGCCACGCUGCCGAGGGCUUCACCAGCCCGUGUGUCAUCGGUGCCAGCAGUCCACUUCACUGCGGCGACUCCGCCAAAGGCGGCAGCCCCCCGAAGCCUGAGCCCUAUCUGCAGAUCAACCGCAUCCUGAAGGAGGCGCACUUGCACAGCCUGCAGAGCCGAGGUCAGGUCCACAGCGACCUCAUGUGCCCCUAGGGUCUGCAGAGCGAGGCAGUGCUCCGCCACGUGCUGCUCAGAGCUCUGUGGUGGACAGCUCACCGGAGCAUCUCUCGUCCGCUCAGUGUGAGCAGUUUAGGGUCCUAGUCGAGUACUUGUGGAAUCUGAGGUCUCAGGGAGCGUGCAGGGUUUUUUCUUCACCAGUCCGUCAUGGGCGUGGUUGGCAGCGUUCCCAAAGUUUACAGGUUUCUCAAAGUACUGUCCCCAAGGAGUGUCACAUCCAUUUCAAUUUGAACGGCGACAUAUUUACCUUUCUCAUCCAAAUACAUCGUAUUAAGAUAGAGCGGCGGAGUGAUCACAUUUGUGUAUCACACAGCAGGGACGCGCGCGCACGCACGCGCCUGUGCUGGAGGGGCUGCCAAAUCAUCACCUUCAAUGUGAAGCAAUAUCAGUCGGUGUUGCCUUGUGUGUCGUGUCAACUCCUCUAUGCAGUUCUUUUAGUUCUUUACUUAGUGCAGAUCUUCUUUUAGACUUUUGGAAUACAAGGUUUCCUCCUGCAUUUGUCAUCAAAUGCUCGACAUUCUUUGCAGUGUUUGUGAGUCGAUCCGUCGAUUAGAGCAGCUUCAGUAGUUGACAACAUUCCGUGGUUCAGUUCUGAGCCCUCUGCAUCCAGGUGCCACACAGACUGAGCUCACUUCCUCAUCUAUGGAUGAUCUGAAAUAAAUGGAUUAUUUUUGCAAUGAUAUAUAUUUUGUAAUUAGUGUACAUGACAUCGACAUGCCUUUUUGUUUUUGUACCUUCAUUAAAGGAGUCGUUUUUUCAAUGAAGACUCAGUAGUUCUGGCUUCCUCAUUUGCAUUUCCAAAAUCCAUCCAGUUUAGAAAUGCCAGUCGGGGUGAUGCGUUCAGGUGCUGUCGGAAAUUCCAUUGAUCUGGGUGGAGUUCACCAGACAGGACGUGGUCACUGUCAAGUGUAGUUCUAUCACUGACCCGUAGAGGACAGCAGACU